ACUUUUGUGGAUUCGUUCGAAAUGUUUAAAUAUGGUGCCGUUGGAUGGUUUUCUUGCUUCCGGGUACUUUGGGUACAAGUAAAGCAUCCAAUUCGCGUAAUCAAUACCGUCAAAAAAGCGUUCAGCGUUGGAGGUUUUCAUUCAUGGUGAAUUAUGCGAUAUGUGAAUGAAGAUUAAAUUUCACAAUCAUCCAAUGGAUAUGAUCCGGCGUGUAAAUUUCCCGAAGCUCUCAGGAUAAUUUUUCCUUACGAAUCCCUUCCGAAAAUACGUUCCAACCGAGCAGCUCCAAAUUUGUUUACAGUUCACGUGCUUCAACUGGUACACUUCAACGGCUACAGUAAAGGAAUUAUUGGGACCAAUCGACGACUCCCCGUUGCUUGAUUCGGUUCAGGCCAAUGACGUGAGGUGAAUAAAAAUAACCGGAAAAUUUACAGAAAUCAACCGUCGGAAAGUAAAUGUUUGUAAUCAAGUGAGGUGAACAAUUUUUCGAGCGCAUCCGUAUUAUGCGACAGGUUGUCGUUUAUUUUUGAAGACGUAAAAUUUUCACAGGAACACCAAAUUUAUUUUUGGUAAAAUGAUUGCUGCUUAUUGGAUUAUAACCACCUUCGUCGUGCUGGCGGCGUAUUGUGACUCGCACCAGCAGGAAAGGUUCGGCUUCUUACCGGAACCGGUGUGCGGCAACACAUCUUUUCUCGAUGCCUGUUUCCAAAACACAACGCAGAAAGUGACUUUGGAUUUACUACACACGGCGAAAGUUCCCGAAACGGUGGAUGAAAUUUCCAAGAGAUGCGAAGUUUUCAACCGGGGUAUGGCCUGCGUCCAGCGCUACGUGGAUUCCUGCCUCGACUCGGUGAAACGCAGAAUAAUCGAAAACGAAGUCUACGGUGCCAAGAAGCUGUACGCCUUUCUGUGCCAGGAUCGGUCCUUCCAGAGGGAGUUCCUGAAGCAUAAAACAUGUUUCUUCCAUGUGCAGAAUCACUGGAACACUUGCUCACGGGAUUUCGUGGCCAUCCUGCAGGAUGAGAUGGAACAACGAGUGUCUAAUGCCGACACUCGUUAUCUGAACUUUUGCUGUGCCCGAUAUGGAUACGAAAAUUGCGUCUACAACAGUGCCGCCUUAAUGUGCACACCGGAAUCGGCUCGGUUUCUGCGAAAGAUCGCCAUGCUGCUAUCAAGUGAUAAACAUUUCCAGAACUGUGAUAGAAUGGAAACCAUGUGCUCGUCGUCCUCCGGAUUUGCAAAAGAAAUUCGGCUUGCACUAAUUGUGCCGCUCCUGCUGUUGGCGCUUUUGUUGACAUCCGGUCCAAGAAUAAGCUGCAUAACUUUGGGGGCAUCGUCGUCAUUAAGAUUACACCGACGACAAGCAGAGAAGCUCGAGCUUUGUGGGGACCAGUCUGAUGUUUUCGUUCGAUAAGUAGAAUUGAUUCGGUAUCUUGUACCAACUAACGACAUUGGUGAUGAUGAGGAUGCAGUGAUGCGAGUGCGGAAGAUAGUGUUUCUUAGAACGUUUAUCUCCUGUAAAUGAUGAAUUUUCAUCUUGUGUUGAACAAAAUAAGAUAAAUAUUUAACAUAUUUACAUAUUAGGAAUUUUUCUCUAGUAUACGGUCAAUUUUCCAGAUUGAGUCAGUGUUUUUGUAAACAUGAACAUUGGAACAUGGUGAAACAUGGAGCAUUUAAAUGUCUCAAAUGACGAUGGAUAGCGAGUUUAUCGUGAUGGAAAUAUGUUUUUACAAUCAAGAGUUCAGUCACAUAAAUAUAAAUCAGAAUACUUUACCACAUAAACAACUCACCAUGUUCAUAGGUUUCGAAGAGUAAUGAUUAUUUUUUGAAAGUAAUUGAAUAACAUGGAAAAGUGCUUGAAAAAAUCAAUUUCGAUGUAGCAAAGUGAAAUAAAUGUAUUUUAUUAUAGAUCGUUACAAUACAAAUAAAUUUUUAUGG
Uranotaenia lowii is the source of this 1938-nucleotide messenger RNA. RefSeq lists its product as uncharacterized. Lineage: Eukaryota; Metazoa; Arthropoda; Insecta; Diptera; Culicidae. The record is from RefSeq and is a predicted model, not a curated record. The transcript is spliced from 5 exons. The coding region runs from base 575 to 1414 and encodes 279 amino acids.